Messenger RNA from Drosophila sechellia, 4791 nucleotides. RefSeq names its product prominin-like (gene promL). Bases 396 to 3437 code for a protein of 1013 amino acids. Gene Ontology annotation, cellular component: membrane. The record is from RefSeq and is a predicted model, not a curated record. The transcript is spliced from 15 exons. NCBI's taxonomy places the organism in Eukaryota, Metazoa, Arthropoda, Insecta, Diptera, Drosophilidae.
AGAUCUAGUCUGAAUGGAGCGUGCCUUCGCGUGACUGAAAUCCGAUUGGCCACGCCUACUGCCACGGGAAAAUAUGAAAAGCGAGUGAAAAUCACAACAAACGACAGCAUCCGUUGGGGGAUACGAGCCUGGAAGUCUGAAACUGCCACCGAUCGCUGGAUCCUACGGCUAAUUGGAUUUGGACGCCCCGUCGCAUCAUCAUCAUCUUUCACGAGCCCGAGUCCAACAGCCAGCUUAAUUGGCUUAGGCGGCGGUUGUCGAUGUUGGCCACUGACGUGUGAAAUGGGUGUGGGCUACUACACCGAAGGGAACACGAUUAAGAGCAGCAGCUCAUCACGUUAGUCAGUUUGAGGAAGCUUCUCCGAGACAGGAAGUCUUUUGAAAAGCAGUCGACCAUGGGCGAAGUAGCUGCCACAGUCGAGCCUCUGGCCGCGGUCAAGUCGAAGUCCAUGCGAUCCCGGAAAAGACGGCAGCGUCGUAGGCGACAGAUAGCCUAUUUGGCCAUAUGUGGAUUAAGUGUAGCCAUAUUCGGCUUCGCAUUGGCCACGCUGAUCAGGCCCACAACCGCCCAGGCUGAUGCAGAGCCCGGGAGCUGGCGCAAGGGAUAUGUGGGCCAUGGCACCACGCACGAACAGCUUGGCCAGCCCCAUUGGCCACCAGUCGAGUACACCGUAUACCGGCCGACGACCAACUACACAAAGGCACCACCACCUCCCACGUCGGCUAUGAACCCCAUUUUCAAUUUUACACACUUUCUAUAUGACAAGGUUCUUUAUAGGGAUGAACCCAUUCCGGAGGGUUACAUUGUGGUAAAGAAUUCGGACACUUUGAGCUUGGGUCCCAAGGUGGAGGAGAACGACUGGCGGGAUCUAUUGGCCCAUUAUUGGAUGGUUCUCAUCUGGGUUUUUAUUCUCGUGGUGCUCAUUAUAGUCAUACCGUUCAUUGCCGUUUGCUAUUGCUGUUUCUGUUGCUGCCGACGAUGUCGUCAGGGAUGUCCUCCGUGUACCAGCAAACAGGAUGCUCAGCGGCGCUUCUGUUGUGGCAUCUGUCUGUUGAUCCUCAUCAUCGGACUGAUCUUUGGCAUCAUUAUCGCCUUUGUGACCAACAAAAUGAUUGACAGCGGCUUUGCCGAGACUUCCGAGACAAUGAAGCGCGGCAGCGAGGACACUUGCACUUAUUUGAAGGAUGUAGCCGAUCACGUUUACCAUCUGAUGAUGUACAACUACGAAGAGAUGGAGACUCAUGUGCUCGAUCAAUUAACCCACGCUCACCGGCACAUAUUUUUGGAUCUCUCCGACACAUCGGAGAGUAAUUCCUUGGCAGAAAUGGAGCGGGUUUUGGAGAACAUGCCCGAGGCUCUGGAGCUGAUGAGGCAAGUGGAAAAGAUGGAGAAGGAUCUGCGCUUCUAUGGCUCCCAAUUAAGAGAUGGCGUCCGUGGCAUUAAACGAGAUGUCAACUUCGCAGUAGCCAAUCUCUGUCAACUGCAGAUGUGCCAGAAGUUCCUGAUUAGCAGCAAUAUCGAACAUAUUGAUUCCUCGCAGUGCCUGCACUUCGACAACCUCCCGAACACCAAAGAAUUUGUAGAGGGAAUGGAGAAUAUAGUUGCAAAUGAGUAUUACGCUAUACCUCAACGGGGACUCUCGCGUCUGAAAAAGGUUAGCGACAAGGUGAAGACGCAACUGUCUUUCGUGGUACCUCCCAUGAUGCGGGACUUAACAAAGGGCAGGACGAUCUUCCGAGAACAGGCGACUAGUGUGCGCAACAUUGUGGAGGGAGUACUAAGUGAUAUCCAUUUAAAAACUCUGCACUCGACCAAGUCAUUUGAGGACGUCUACGAGCGGUUUGGCCAUGAUAGAAACGUUGUCAGCCUGAUUGUGUGCUUGCUUAUCCUUCUGGUACUUUUUAUUUUGAUCUUUGCUCUACUGUGCGGUUGCUUUGGGCGCCGACGAACUGGAUAUGGUGAUGAAUGCUGCAGCAAGUCCACCGGAGCCACCUGCCUGCUUCUAGCCAUACUGCUGAUAUUCUGCGUUUUCUCCUUCAUCGCACUGGUUGGACUUUUCUACUUUAUGCUGGGCAUGGUAACCUACCAGGGUGCCUGUGCACCACUGAGAGAUCAGGAGAACAACACAUUGUUCCGGCAACUGGACGCGUCUAUAGAUCUGAAUCACUAUUUGCCACCAUCUGAAACUAACAAGGAAGCGGUGCAACCACUAAAAAUGUCGAGUGCAAUCAGGGCUUGCCACGCCAAUCAGACCAUUUUCGAGAUGAUGCGUCAGCAUAACAUAUAUGACAUUAACGAUCUGUCUCGCAUAAAGGUUAUGUCACACUCACAGGACAAUACAGAUUCGAUCAAGGUCUUCGACGAGGAUCUGUCCACCGUGGUACUCCUGACGAAGGAAGAACGUGACGAGUUAAACACAGCGGGCGAGAGCAAGCUUGCGAAGUACCAUAGCUCCCUGUACAUGCCAAGCCUGUGCACCCAGUUCACGCCCAUGAACCUGAACGCCCUGUCCGAGCAGCUGUACAAGCUAUCCAACGAUCUGGAGUACCCGGCAUACGGCUGGGCCAAGGUGUCAUUUUGGAAUGAGGGCCUCAAUACCAAGGCCUUCUAUCGCAAUUUCGUACCGAAGCUUACGAGCAUCGUAGAGAAGAUGAAGGCCAAUCUAAAGAAGAUCGACGAGUUAAUUUCGUACGAGAACCACGACUUUACCAAUACAAUCAAAAUUCUCACUGCCACGGCCGUCAACUCUGAACAGUUCAUCCAAACGCGCGGCAAGGACUACAUCAACGCCCUAGGAGGCAAUCUAACAAAGUCCAUUGACCAGAUGAUAGACGACUACAUAGAUAUGAUUAUAAAGGAGGCCAACGAAAGUGUGGGUCAUUGUGCACCCCUGUCGUAUAUAUAUUAUCGUGGAGUCGAUUUGAUUUGCCACCGUAUCGUGGAUCCCAUUAAUGGAUUCUGGGUAGGCAUACUGCUGUGCGCCCUGCUCUUCCUGCCCAUCCUGUUCGUGGCCCACCGCCUGAUGUGCCUCUACAAGAAAAUCUAUCCUUACCUGGCUACCGUAGGAGCCGCUGGAGUGGUCGAGGGGGGAAGCGACUAUCUGUACGAUGCUUAUAGUGAACGUGAUCGUGAACAUGUACCAUUGGCUAACGUUCCCAAGAAGCGUCGCAAGGCCUACGAGCGGCGACGUGAGCAGCAGGAUUACUUCGAGGACGCCUCGCCCAGCGUUUCGCGGGGCAACCGCUCUGGCGGAGACCGUGGUGGCGGCGGAGGCGAUGGAGCUCCUGGCAGCAGCAGCAUGCGUUACAACGACAUGGCGCCAACGCACUGGGACCACGAGCCACCACGAUACCACAAUCCACCAGCUGCGCCGCCUUCCUCGGAGUACGAGCGUCCGCCGCCCUACUACUAUCCGGGUGCCUCCGAGCAAGAUUAGACGGACGGAGGCGGUUUGUUCGAGAGGUGGCAACAUGGAUGAUUUUAUUUUGAACCCACACGCCCACGGCCCCCUUUUCCCAUAUAUACCCCCUACUGAGACUGUACUUUUAGUUAAAGGCCUAUACAAAAAAAUAACUGAAAUUAUAUAAUUUAAUUAAGUAGUAUCGUAGCAUCACGUGUGUUAUCACUUUGGCCCGGCCAGGAGAUCUGCCAUUGACCUGGAAGCUGGAGAAUAACGAACGCAUAGUUAAUAUUAAGUGCGGGCCGAAGCAAGAAAGCAAAUACGAAAAUUCUCAAACACCCAUUUAUAGUUACGUUAAAAAAUGUUGCCAAAAGACGAGCACGAUGUGACGGACGAAUGCGGCGGGGAUUGUCCCAGCCGAAGCAUUUAAUGAACCCUGGAGUCCGGAGACUCUGGGCCAGAGGGCCGAGCGACAGGCGUCGGAUCUGAUGAGUCCCUUGAAGAAGUUGGCCAUUCGCCGGGUCGCACGGCCGCAGAAGCUUUAAGGAAUCUCAUAAUUUUAUUAUGCACACACUCAGAGCAGGCGAGACAUACCCAAAAGGGAAAACAAAACAAAAUGAAAUGAAAAGAAAUCAAUAUCUAGCAAACAACUACAUAAAUAUUAACCGAUCAAAAACUUUAUGGAAUCUGUAAACUUCCCGGAAAUCAAAAUCGCGGUAAAGAAAAUAUGAUCCAAAACACCAAAACUGCCAUUUUAAUUUAGAAAAGAGCAGAGCACAGAGUUGGGAGUUAUUCAAUGCAUUUAAUGUAUUUAUUUUAGAAACAAUACACAAUACUACACUCUUCCUUAAAACCGACAAAUUGUGCAUUCGGACACUGAUAAACCAAUCAAAUAAAACCCCUAAUCAGCUACAGAUUCGAGAUACAAAUACUUUAAAGUAACACGUAUUUUAACACGUUGUCAUAGUUUAGUAAGAGAAAACCAAAACAACAGCAAAACAAACCCCUAAGCAUUUAAACGUUUCCAAUUGUAUUGUCUUAGGAACUAAGGGCAAGCUGUAAGUUUCCAGAAACCUAUAAACAACACCAUACACAAAUAUACAGACUUGCGAGCAUAUUGUACGGAUAACACAAUUACAUAAUUUUUAGUAUUAUUAUACAAGUAAGAUGUAUGUUGUAUUUUACAUUUGACGUACAUUAAAUGAUUUCUGCUUAAGUCAAGUAACCAUGUAUCAAUAUUGCCCAGCGCAAGUAAAGAUUAUCGAAUAAGACCCCGGAAAAUACAAAACACAAGAAACCAACCCAGUUGCCAGUCAAUCAUCGAGCUCCGUUGAUGGUUGUCUCUGUCGUUUGCAAAAUUUUGUCAAUAAACUUCAAGUGGUUUGAUGUA